AUGGACGUGCAGCAGCCCCGAGGGCUCAGGGGGUGUGUGUGUGUUCCUGCAGGGUCUGGAACAGAGUCCGACAGCGAUGAAUCUGUACCAGAGCUCGAAGAGCAAGACUCCACACAGGCCACGACACAGCAGGCACAGCUCGCGGCAGCAGCCGAAAUAGAUGAAGAACCCGUCAGCAAAGCAAAACAGAGCCGGAGCGAGAAGAAAGCUCGGAAGGCAAUGUCCAAACUGGGCCUUCGCCAGGUGACGGGAGUCACCAGGGUCACCAUCCGCAAAUCCAAGAACAUCCUGUUUGUCAUCACAAAGCCAGACGUGUACAAGAGCCCGGCGUCAGACACCUACAUUGUCUUUGGGGAGGCCAAGAUCGAAGACCUGUCCCAGCAGGCCCAGCUGGCAGCUGCCGAAAAGUUCAAAGUGCAAGGAGAACCUGUUUCAAACAUCCAGGAAAACACACAGACCCCCACCGUGCAGGAGGAGAGCGAGGAAGAGGAGGUUGACGAGACGGGUGUGGAGGUGAAAGACAUCGAGCUGGUGAUGUCACAGGCAAACGUGUCGCGGGCCAAGGCCGUGCGAGCCCUCAAGAACAACAGCAACGACAUCGUAAACGCGAUAAUGGAGCUGACGAUGUAGCCGCCGGAGGGAGGAGCCUUUUUUGGUGUUUCAGAGAAGACUAAAAUACAGCUAAAUUUAAAAUUUGUACUAUUUCUAUCGGUUAAUAAAAGUUGUGGCUUAUUGUUGGUGAAACA
Messenger RNA from Neopelma chrysocephalum (saffron-crested tyrant-manakin), 746 nucleotides. Its product is annotated as nascent polypeptide-associated complex subunit alpha. Bases 1 to 630 code for a protein of 209 amino acids. Gene Ontology annotation, cellular component: cytoplasm; nascent polypeptide-associated complex. NCBI's taxonomy places the organism in Eukaryota, Metazoa, Chordata, Aves, Passeriformes, Pipridae. The record is from RefSeq and is a predicted model, not a curated record. The transcript has 7 exons. Gene Ontology annotation, biological process: protein targeting to membrane.